Messenger RNA from Musa acuminata AAA Group (dessert banana), 1885 nucleotides. Its product is annotated as glucose-6-phosphate/phosphate translocator 2, chloroplastic. Lineage: Eukaryota; Viridiplantae; Streptophyta; Magnoliopsida; Zingiberales; Musaceae. Gene Ontology annotation, biological process: transmembrane transport. The record is from RefSeq and is a predicted model, not a curated record. Gene Ontology annotation, cellular component: Golgi apparatus; membrane. Gene Ontology annotation, molecular function: antiporter activity; phosphoglycerate transmembrane transporter activity; triose-phosphate transmembrane transporter activity. Bases 354 to 1553 code for a protein of 399 amino acids. The transcript has 5 exons.
UCACGCUCCUCGUUCUCCCUCUCCUUUCCUCCCGUCCCUCUCCUCCGCCCCGAGGUCCCCGUGAUUCCCCUGGAGUUGUCGUCUUCAGCUGCUAUAUCUAGUCCCCGAUCGUCCGUUUUUGCCGUUUCCAUCGACGUCUCUGGCUGGAUUUUUCUGGGUUUUUGGAGUGGGUUUGCACCCGGCAGGAACAAAGGUGGGGGCUUUUGGGAUUCUCGGUCGUUUGCCUUGGUCUCAUCGACGCGACAAAUCGAUUGAAUCGUCCCUUAUAAUAGCCUUCCGUUCGUUUCUCUGCUUGGGCCAAUCGAAAAGAUCGGUUCUUGAUAUCAACUCCAGCGACCGACUCGCUCACCGACAUGAUAUCCUCCGUGAAGCAUUCCUCUGCGGCGAUCGGCGUAACCGAUCUCGUCCGGCGUGGAUCGUCACCUGUCAGGCCUCAGAUGGCCUCCAUUCCUCUGAUAUCUGCGACCAAAGGUCCUAAUUUGUCGCUUGCCACUCGGAAACCCCUUUAUCUCGUCUCUCCGGAGGGUUUUGGUUUCGGCUCCCGAGAUGGAUUCAUGUCGGCCGCGGAGCCUCGGGGUUUUGCUCUCAGAUGCGGGGCCUACGAGGCCGAUCGAUCGGACAGCGUCGAGAUUUCCGGCGAGGAGACUCGUUCGGCCGCCUCUCAGAAGGUUAAGAUCGGCAUCUACUUCGCCACCUGGUGGGCUCUCAACGUGGUGUUCAACAUCUACAACAAGAAGGUCCUCAACGCCUUCCCCUACCCCUGGCUCACCUCCACCCUCUCACUGGCCACGGGUUCCCUUAUGAUGCUCAUCUCCUGGGCCACCAGAAUCGCCGAGGCCCCCAAGACCGACUUCAAAUUCUGGAAAGCCCUCGCGCCGGUGGCGGUGGCUCAUACGAUCGGGCAUGUGGCGGCGACUGUGAGCAUGUCCAAGGUGGCGGUGUCGUUCACCCACAUAAUUAAGAGUGGGGAACCGGCUUUCAGCGUGUUGGUGUCGAGAUUCCUGUUGGGAGAGACUUUUCCUGUGCCAGUGUACCUAUCGCUUGUGCCCAUCAUUGGUGGAUGUGCGCUGGCUGCAGUCACAGAGCUGAACUUUAACAUGACUGGUUUUAUGGGUGCAAUGAUAUCGAACCUUGCAUUUGUCUUUCGCAAUAUCUUCUCAAAGAGGGGGAUGAAAGGGACGUCAGUUAGUGGGAUGAACUAUUAUGCCUGCCUUUCUAUCCUGUCCCUGUUGAUACUCACACCAUUUGCCAUUGCGAUCGAGGGUCCCCAGAUGUGGGCUGCUGGCUGGCAGACGGCGCUUUCACAGAUUGGUCCCCAUUUCAUCUGGUGGGUAGCUGCCCAGAGUGUCUUCUACCACUUGUACAAUCAAGUCUCCUACAUGUCGUUGGAUGAAAUCUCUCCUUUGACGUUUAGUAUUGGCAACACUAUGAAGCGGAUAUCUGUCAUCGUCUCUUCCAUCAUAAUUUUCCAUACACCUGUCCAACCCAUCAAUGCACUUGGAGCUGCCAUUGCCAUCCUUGGAACUUUCUUGUAUUCCCAGGCCAAGCAGUGAAUAGGGAUCGGUGCUCUACAUUUGCAUGGCUGCUGCAAUAGCAAUCGGAUGUAGAGUAGUAGAUUUUGGUGAGAGUUGAGCAACAAUUUCCUGUUCCAGAUAUAUUUGUAGACCGAACAUAGAAUAAUGUUGUUUGUUCUGUCAGCAUUUCUUUGAUGAUCAUGAAGCAGGAACCAACUGUGAUCUCAAGAGAAUGUUUUGAGUUGUAGCUAAACAAAUAAUUUCGAUUUCAAAUGCAGAUUGCUGUGGCUGCUGGUGAUGGAUGAGUGUGUUACUGCCCAGGAAAGAGUCUGUAUGUGUGUCCCGUCUAAAGAAGGCUUCUAUUUUUCCUA